This is a messenger RNA of Chlorella variabilis, 522 nucleotides long. Its product is annotated as expressed protein. The transcript is spliced from 4 exons. The record is from RefSeq and is a predicted model, not a curated record. Lineage: Eukaryota; Viridiplantae; Chlorophyta; Trebouxiophyceae; Chlorellales; Chlorellaceae. Bases 1 to 522 code for a protein of 173 amino acids.
AUGCAGUCCCGGUAUACGCAGCAGCAGGAAGGGGUGCAUGCGUUAAUGGUUGUCGCCGCAGCUGGUGUGGCAGCAGCGGCGGCCGUGGCCUGGCAGCGGUUCAGCAGCAAGCGCAACAGCGCAGCAGCACAAGAGUAUACCGGAAUGGUGGGCCUGGUGCGCCCCGCACAGAGCGCGGCCACGUCGGAGCUGGAUCCAGAGUACCGAAUGGCGCUGGCACGCACACGGCAAGCCACCGCCAUCCACCGAGCCAUCGGCUUCUUAAACACAGGCUCGCGUGCACGGGCGCAUGUGGAAGUGCGGCGUGCGCUGCACCAAAACAGCUUGUGCCGGGCGCCGCUGCUCAGCACGCAGCAUUCCAAGGCAGACUUGUGCGAGUUGUACCGGCUGCACCUGCAGCAAGCCGAGGUGCCAGCCGACUUUGGCACUCUGCUGCAGCUCAGAGCGCUGCUGGACAUGGACUUUGAGGAGGCAGAGACGAUCGAACGAGAGGUUGCCGAGCAAAACGCCUUCUCCAUCUGA